AUGCAGAGCGGAAAAUGCGAAGAUGGGGGCCACCACGUGAGAAGCAACAACUGUGAAGUGAGCGAACACCGCAUGAGAAACGUCUUCCAGUGCACAGACAAGAAAGUGAAAAUCUUCAAAACGUAUCUGAAGAAAAGGCUGAAGGUGGAGUCCUACACCCUGGGGGAAUACGCACUCAAGCACGACGAAAAGUUCCGGAGGAUAUUCUUCGCAAACAUUUUAAAAGAACAUGUCAUUGCGAAAAGGAAGAAGGACAAGCUGUUCAUCCUAAACGAAAUAAUCAUGGAUAAAAAAUUUUUCGAAGAAGAUUUCUACUAUCAAUAUUUUUUACAAAAUGUUCUGUUGUUGGAAGACUUGACCUUAAAAAGGCUCGAGGGAAACCACCAUGGGGACUUCCUUUUUAAGGAAAAAAAAAAUGACAUGGUUAACUGGAAACAGGGUUAUAGUCAUAUAAAAAAAAAAUUAAAUGAAAAGGGAAAUGACCAGAAGAGUAAAAUUUAUAAAAAUUCUGUGCUGCUAUUUAAUUCUACUAAGUUUUCCUACGAAGACAAAAACUGUUGUGACUACUUUUACAGUUUAAAAGUUUGGGAUAUUUUCUUUAAUUAUGUUUCUUUCGAUUUUUUAAAUUAUCUCUUGUCGAAUACACUUAUCUUUAUAUCUGACUUUUUUUUCAUUAACCUGAGUCAGACGUUGCCUGUGCAGAAUUCCUUCCUUGUCCUACUUAGCCACGUCGACCUCAAGUAUGAUGACAACAGACAGGUGCAAGACACGAUAUUUUCCAAGAAGAGGAAACUCCCAUAUAACACCAAACAGGUGAAAGUCCUUUACCUGAGGGACCAGCGUAAAGACACCCCCGAAGAGGCGCCUUUCCCAUUGAAUAUAAAUGGCACUCCAGAAGAAAAGGUCUUACACAGGGAAAAUGACCCAAUGGAGGGACACCCCAAGGAGGAAUUCCAAUCUGUUAGUAAACCCAAUUGUGCAAAAGGCGCAAGGAAGAGGAAGAUCGACCAGUGGGGUAGCGAAGAUAAAGUUAUUGCAGGUAGAAAGUGCAAGAAGAAAAAAGUGUCACCAGGAGAUUCUCCAACGGAAGGAAAACAAAUAGAUCAUUUAGAAUAUGCAAUAAAAAAUAAGGAGGCACAAGGGGAGGUAUCCACCCGUGCAGAUGGAAAACAGUAUAAGUACUUAUUUAAGAAAAAAAAACAAACAGUGAGGAGGAACGAGGUUAACUCCUACGUUAAUCACCUUUACCUAGUUCAGUGCAGUGGGAGAAUUAUCAAAAAUGAGUUCCUUAAUGAGAUAAAGCAGAUACAGGAGGAAAACGAGCAGGCCGAAGAGGCCCAAGGGGGUCACACGGAACUUUUGCAAAACGGGAUAGAGGAAGCAAAUGGAGAGGAACAAGAAGCGCAAAGAAAGGUGCUCCCCCAGAUAAGCUUUUUUCCUGAUAAUAAACAGCAAAAGGAACCUCCCGUCAGCUGCAAGAGCAAAGCCCCACAGGAGGAGAAGAAAAAGUGGAGCAAAAUAAUCAUCAAUAGAAAUAACAUCCUGCAACAUAACACGACAAACAAGUACAAGAAUUUCCUCCUAAAUAAAAGCAUCCUUUUCGACAAAAUUGAAAAUGUGCCCUUAUUCACAUACCAUUUGCUAAAUUAUAUUUUCAAGUCUGAUCAGAAGUACUUUUUCCACAACAACUUCAUAGAUGAAUACAAGAAUAAAAUUUCCAAGCAGAUAAAAUGCAACACGAAAAAAAACGACAUAUCUUCCCUUCUAAGGAAGGAAAACGCUACAUCGUCAAAUGUUCCCCUCCUUAGUAGGGGUGAAGACAAACGAAACAACGUGUCUGCCCGCUUGAAAAAAACGAAGAUACUAAAAUAUGUCUACUGCCAUUUUGAGCAAUUCAUAAAAAAUACGAGGCAUGCAAAUUUCGAUAAAAUGUAUAGACAAUAUUUUCCAAAAAAUAAAAUGAAAAAUAAAAUUCGAAAAAUUUUUAAAACAAUUAAAUCACACAUUAUUCACAAGUAUAAAAUUGUAAACAUACGGAGGAAUAGAAAAUUUAUUAAACAAAAAAUGUAUGAUGUUUUUUUUAAAAAUUAUGAUUUUCUUUCAUUUUCUUUUAAAACUUAUAAAGUGAUAAAUUUCCUUGUACAUAUUACGAAGAAAUGUGUGCCUGUGAAACUUCUGGGCAGUCGUCACAAUUUUAAGGUCUUUAUAAAAAAUGUGAAAAAUUUUAUCCUACUUAAUUAUAAGGAAAAUUUUACCAUGGACCAAAUGAUGAAGCACGUUAGGGUUAGGAAUGUCUUCCAAAGGGGGGAGCUCUCCCACAGAUGCAAACACAGGCAAGUGAAAAACGUCCAAGUAGAUGCACUGGAGGGGAAUGCAAACCAACUGGUGACCCACGCACCUCCCAAUCAUUGUUCUACUGAUAGAAUUUUUCAAGAAGACAAUACGUGGAUGCCAAAGAGGAGGAACAGACAAAUACGGUUCUUCCACCCGGAGAAAGACAAAUCCCUAUUUGAGACACUUCAAAGAAAAUAUUUGAAGAAGAAAAAAAAAAUUCACAUAGCGCUUCUGAAGAGGCAUUUACUAAACAGACUCAUUUAUUUCCUCUUCAACUAUUUCAUCAUGCCCGUAAUUAGGAAGUACUUUUUCCUCACCAAGUCGGAGCACACUAUUUACAAAACCAUUUUUUUUGACAGGAAAUCGUGGAACUACUUCACCAAGGUUUCUAACUUUUGUCUGUACCAUCAGAACUUCCGCGGUAAGAAGAUAAAGCGGAGGGCAGAGUCGGGAGGGAAAGGGCGGACACGAGGUGGGCAACACAAAAGGGGGAAACUCCACAAGGUACAUACCACUUCAAAGGGGAAACAACUCGAAACCACUAGCACAAGCAAAGUGGUAACCAAAGAGGCAGGCAUAAGUACCCUUCCCCACGUGCUACAAAUAAAGGGGAGACAAAUCGAAAAGGGGAAGAAGCGCCAAAGUGCCCUAAUACGAAGCAGCAAAAAGAAGGAAGCUUUCCAAUGUGGAAAGAACAAACGAAUCGAAGAUCUGUACCAAAUGACCACUCUGAGUAAAAAAACGGUUAGACCCUACUUAACAAAGUUCUAUUACAAAGUAAAGAAGAAGUAUUUCUCCCUGAGGAAAAAGUACCUUCUGCAUGGAAGGAAGAUUAUCCCACUGGGGGAGAAGCAGUUUGUGCAAUAUCUACAUUUUGCGGACCAGAAGGCACACCUGUUCAGGUUUAUUUGCAAGAGAUUUUUUAAGAAAACGAAAAGGAAUUACGUUAAGCGGUUUUACAGAUUGGUCAAGAGGAUUAAGAGAAGGAUGAUGGGCAUAAAAAAUUUAGGCAACAGCGGGGCAGAACAAAGGAGGGACAACAAAAUAACCACGCCAUGUGAAAAGAUUGAUCGGAUCAGACGCACCAAAGCGACAACCCCCGCAAGAGCGGCGAUUUCCAUGGGUACCACCCCACGGAGAAAAAACCCAGAGAAGAAGAGGGAAAAAAUUCACAUAAAAAAAAUGAAGAGCAUGAUAGAGAAGCGCAAUUUUCUACUCAAGCUGAAUUCAAUAAAUCGCUUUUUUUCGAAAAAGCUGAGAAUAAAUUGGGUGCCGAAAAAAAAGGGGCUGAGGCCGCUCAUAAAUCUGUCUACACUGAACAUCCCAGAAAGUGUAAAAAAUCGAAUCAGGGAAAUUUUAAAAAAUAAAAAAAGCAGCGAGUUUUACUUCCACAAUAUAUUGAAUAACAUGGAAAGAGAUAGCAAAGAAAAGAAGUCGGGAAAAAAAAAAUACAACAGAAAGAACUUCAACCCCGUGUCGUUAAAUCAUAUAUGUAACUUCUCCUUAAAAUGUUUGGGAAAUGUGAGAAAUAAUAACGGCGCUUUAUUUCAAAACACGCUAACCAAGACAAACGAUACGGAGUUGAAGUUGAAAAAGUGGCUGGAUUAUUUGAAGAACUGGUUUUAUCGAAAAAAGAAAAAUAAAAAAUAUAUAAAAAAUAAAUUAAAAAAAGGAAAGGUCAUCUAUGCAUACAUCUGCAUCGGAGAUUUCUCGAAUUGUUAUGAACACAUAAAACAUAAUUAUCUCUUCAAAAACUUGAAGCAUUUUUUUCAUGGUAUUUCAAACUUUGAAUUUAUUUAUGUCUUUAUAAGAUCCUUCCGUCUGUAUAGCCAUUAUAUGAACAACUCCCUCCUAACCUAUUACCCUGUUAAUGUGCAAGAAUUUGGCAAACACUGUAUUAAAAAUUUGAGAGAACUUAUUGUAAAGUCUAAUUCGAAUAAGUCACACAGUUUUUUACUCAGACAAUUCUUUAAGAAUACCUCCUGCACCGAUUUGUAUAUUUUUUCAGAUUCUUAUAAAAGUGUGCAGGUAGAAAUGAGAGACAUUUUCAUGACCAUCAUUACCAUCGUCAGGUACUAUUAUUUGAACAUUUAUUUUAGCAUAAAGGAAAUAAAAAUGCAGUGGAAGAAUAUUUUUUACUUUCAGCUUUUUCAGCAUGAGAAAAGGGAAGACAUUUAUCGUAGCUUGCGCAGCAGGAGGAAGUUGGACCAUUUGCGCCGGUUGCAGGGGGGGCAUAAAACAGUCGACCAGGGGGGUGUUAUGGAAAACUCCAUCCAAUUGAAGCAUCUUCCGUUAAGCAGCAACAUCACGACAAGCGCGUCUGAGCGUGACGGUGGGGAAGAUGCGAAGGGGAGCCCCACAAUUUUACCGACGCGGAAUAAAGACCAAAUGGUGUGUAGCAGGUCUGGGAAUAAUGACAGCAAAAUGGCGGUCUUAACAAAAGUGGAAGGGACGAGUAUAACUUAUUCAGAAAAGACCGCUCCAAAUUGCGCCAAUAGGAGCGUCGCCAAUUAUACCGAUAGGAACAUCCGCACUUACGCAGAAAAAAACUUCCUCACAUUUCAAGACAAAAAAAUCAUAAGUGACAUUUGUGGACUGCCGCAGGGAUUCUGCUUGUCCAACAUUCUCUGCUCCAUGUACUAUGCCUAUCUGGACCGAAAUGAAGAAUUUCAAAAUAUUCUCUAUUCGGAAAAGGAGCAGGAUAAAACGGCUACCACCCAUCUCCAAAAAAAAAAUGUAAACGAGGUGAAUUACCAAAGCUUGAAUUCUCUCCUAAUUAGAUUUAUCGAUGACUUCCUUUUUAUAACUGUUAACAAGAAAAAUAUGAAGCGAUUUAAAAAGCUGCUGCUUACGAGGAAAAUCUGGGGGGGCAAUAUAAAUUCGUCCAAGACAAAAAUAUUUAAGCUUCCCCUUAUUUAUAGGAGUAAUUUGUUUCUAGACAAUUUCUGGGCAGGAAAUGUGGUCACCGCGGGAAGGAGGUGCCAUAAAGAGGGGGAGAAGCACCAAACCGUGCCGAAUCAACCGUGUGUAUCGGGGCAUCCACCUGGAUUGAGCACUGAAUGCGCCUCGCCCGAUCCUCACCUGUUAACCGCAGAGGGGGAAUGUAGAACCCCCUCGAGCAGCACUGUGAGUAGCGCAAUAAGCGGACCCAAACGGAAGAGGAAGAUAAUCCCUGAUCGCAGCGAAACAGUUCCAAGCGCCCCCCUGAUUGGUAACUUGACGAGUACAGCAAAAUGUGGCAUCUCCAGGGGGGAACUCCAAAUGGGGGUUACCUCACCAAAAGGGACAGUCAAAAUGGGGAAGAGAAAAAGUGGAACAAAGCUAACAGAAGCAGAAAUUAGAAAACUAAUAAAAGAGCUGCUCGAAAAAAGGAAAAGGCUAACAGGAAAAUCAUCUUUAAAAGGAAGGCAAAAAAUUAAAAAGUACCUAAAACGGUUGAAACGGUUAUCGCGGUUGAACAGGCAUAUUUGGAGAAGCGCAAAAUGUGCGUGGGUGAACCGGUCUCCUGCUGGCCCCCCCCGUGGAGCGAUGUCCAUCGAAUGGCUGAACAAUUCCUACACAUUUGACUUCCACAACAACUGCGUGCACAGCAUAUCGUCCCAGUGGAAAAACAAACAAGACGCAACCAUUAGGAACCACUUACACCUAACAAAUAGCAUCGGAGAAAAAAACUCUCCUAUAAAUUACAUGAAAUUUUUGGUAGAAAGUAGAAUCAUGAGAAAUGUCAUAUCUAAGCUGAAAAAAAAUAAAAUGAUCUACAGAAAUAAACAGAAUACCUACUUUGCAUACAAGAACAAUUUCAUUCUCCUAAAAAGCUCCAUCCUAAAAUUUGUUUGUUCUAUUAAAUCUUUGAAGAAAAUGUUUAAUGCCUUUUACAACGAUGGUUAUAACACGAAGUUUGUUUUUCAUUUAAUUUCAUAUUUGAGAAAGUCACUUAUAAAAAAUAGGAAGAUUAAAUUUGUCAAAUUAUUUUUGGUGGACACUGCGAUGGAGGCGUUGCGCUACGCUCGGGUGUUCAAUGAGAGCAGCCCGCUUUUCCCCUGCUUGAUGCGUCUGCAAAUUGUCAGGAGGAGGCUCCUUAAUCGGUACAAACGGACGCACAAACGGAGGUACAAGCGGGACCAUUUGGUUCAGUACUAUGGACUGUUUGGUCUCCUCCGGGAGGAACUACGCAAAACGUGGCCUUACAUGUUUAAAAUAAGGGAAGACGCUUCGCAACCACUCCCACUGAGAUGA
Plasmodium coatneyi is the source of this 6570-nucleotide messenger RNA. RefSeq lists its product as uncharacterized. The coding region runs from base 1 to 6570 and encodes 2189 amino acids. Gene Ontology annotation, molecular function: telomeric repeat DNA binding; telomerase RNA binding. Gene Ontology annotation, cellular component: telomerase catalytic core complex. Gene Ontology annotation, biological process: telomere maintenance via telomerase. The record is from RefSeq and is a predicted model, not a curated record. Lineage: Eukaryota; Apicomplexa; Aconoidasida; Haemosporida; Plasmodiidae. The transcript has a single exon.